Molecule: messenger RNA, 2193 nt
Organism: Xenopus laevis (African clawed frog)
Lineage: Eukaryota; Metazoa; Chordata; Amphibia; Anura; Pipidae
Gene: wipf1.L
Product: WAS/WASL interacting protein family member 1 L homeolog
Exons: 8
Coding region: 219-1796 (525 amino acids)
Biological process (GO): actin filament-based movement
Cellular component (GO): actin filament
Molecular function (GO): actin binding
Source: RefSeq, a predicted model, not a curated record
GCAUCACAUCAAUGUUUCCGGACUGAGGGGAAGUCAGGAUUUUUUUUUCUUUGCACAACUACAGGGGAGUCUGGAGAAGAAGUCAUAGCGGCCGGUGCCCGGUAUCAUCUGGACGCAACAUCUGGGAGAAGAGAAGCGCAGCGUCUGGACGCGUUGGGAAGCGCCUGUCUCUACAGCAGCAGCCAGUACUGGAGAAGAAAUAGCAACGUUUUGUGAAGAUGCCUGUCCCUCCUCCCCCUCCACCUCCUCCACCACCAACAUUUGCACAGGCAAAUACAGAGAAACCUUCGUUAAACAGAUCAGAGCUAUCAAGCAGGAAUGCUCUCCUCUCGGAUAUUAACAAAGGGAGAAAAUUGAAGAAAGCUGUAACCAAUGACAGGAGUGGUCCUGUUUUUGAGAAACCCAAAUCUUCUCCUGGAGGUGGAGGCGGUGGCGGAGGAGGUGGAGGUGGAGGCGGUGGCGGAGGUGUUGGUGGCGGAGGAGGGGGUGGAGGAUUUGGGGGGCCACCUGGUUUAGGAGGAUUGUUCCAAGGAGGAAUGCCAAAGCUUCGAUCUGCAGGAUCCAGGGAAAACGACUCAGGGGGAAGCAGACCACCAAUGUUGCCACCUGGUGGAAGAACUUCAUCACCGAGACCAUUUACACCACCAGGUGGAAGUCCAAGAGGCCCAGCACCCCCUACAGGUAAUAGGGGUAAUGUUCCAGACAUUCCAAGAAACCGUAUGCCUCCACCAAGAAAUGAUUUCAGUUCCAGAGCAGAUAAUACAACUCCUGCAGUCCCCAAUAUGCCCAAGCCAAUCUCUUCAAGUUUACACAACAGAGGCCCACCACCAGUGCCAGGAGGAAAUACAAAUAAUACAAGUCCUGCAGUCCCCAAUAUGCCCAAGCCAAUCUCUUCAAAUUUACACAACAGAGGCCCACCACCAGUGCCAGGAGGAAAUAGGUUAAGUCCAGCGGUGUCUCCUUCAACUGUAACACCAUCCAGACCACAGGGAUUUGGAGGAGUCAAACAGCAAGCAUCAACACCCCCACCAGUUCCUUCCAUGAACAGGUCACCACUUCCUUUAACUCCUUCCCGGUCACCAGAGGACAGACCUCCACCACCACCUCCAAUGACAAACAGGCCAUUACUCAACAGAGAUGUCCCCCCACUUCCACCACCUCAGAAUAAUAAGCCUCCUGUUCCUUCAACACCAAGACCAAUCUCUGGAUCACAGGCUCCACCUUUGCCCCCAGGACGACCAGGACCUCCUCCACUUCCUCCUACGCCCAGUGCCAUGGAAGAUGCACUAAGGCCUCCACAACGUCAUUUGUCUUUACCUGGCGCUCCUCCACCUGCAUUAUCUCCUACAAGAUCUGGUCCCCCUCCUCCUCCCCCACCUAAUGAAAGACCCCCACCUCCUGUUAGAGACCCACCUUCCAGAUCAGGGCAACUUCCCCCUCCCCCUCCUACAACUAGAAAUGGUUUCAGCCCUCGAACUUCUCUAGGUCCCCAGCCACCAUCAAGAGUUGGGUCUGAAAGAGGUGUAUCAAGACCUCCACCACCUCCAGAAAGGCCAGUGGGUUCUUUACCUCCACCUCCUCCACCAUCCAUGGUUAGAAAUGGUUUUCAAGAUUCAUCUUUUGAAGAUGAUUGGGAGAGACGAUUCUCCUUCCAUCCAUUGUCUGAUUUACCACCACCAGAGCCUUUUGUGCCAUCACAUAAAACAUACCCCAGUGCCCUUGUUAGAGGAGAAAGCAGAAGUGGAUCUGUCAGGAAAGAAAGAGGGGCCCCUCCUUUACCUCCCAUACCGAGGUGAACUGGCUUUUAUCAUCCAACAGAUACCUGCUUUGGGUUAUCUGAUAUUUUUCAGGUGCUGAAUAUGUUGGAAUCUUAUCCUAAAACAGGCAUAAACAGCAAGGAACCGUAUAGAUAUUCUGAAGCCACCAAUUCAAAUGGAACUGCAUCAAUGAAUUGCCAUUAAUAACAGCCAAAACCCUGCUGUUAUUGAGAGCAUUAAAAACUAUUACAAAGCCAGAAAAAAAGAGUGAUAUUAUGUUUUGGGCCCUAUACCUUAUCAGGAGAUUGCACUGUUUAUAACAAUUGCCGCAUGAAAAAAAGGACCUUCCUCAUGUUUUAAUACACAUGUAAAACAUUAAGGUGAAACCAAAUUGGUAGUGGCUGAGAUUUUAUGAUAUUAAAGGGUUAUAAAAUAA